AUUUUAUAUGCAUAUUAAAUUUUUGUCCACUUUCUGGGCUUUUCCGGCAGCUUAUAAAAGCUGUAUCGGAUCUCUGGACUCAGCUCAGUCGGUUCUGGACACAUUUUCCACGAACAUCAUGGAUUAUUUUCAUCUUCUGGCUGUCUUUGCUUUGGGACUUUUCCUGAAUGUUGAAGCCACUUUGAUGAAAUGCGCUUGUGAUCCUGGCGCUAAAGGGGAACGAGGACCUCCUGGACCUCCGGGACCACCGGGUCCUCCAGCUGGCCUCGCGGGCAGCGGUUCUGGGGGCUAUUGGGGCUACCCUCCCACCGGACCUUUUCCACCGAAUGUUCCGAUUAUCCCGGGGCCUAGAGGUCUACCUGGUCCACCGGGACCUCCUGGAUAUUGCUUCCCCUGCCCAGCCAUUCCGCCAGUUCGUUCAUUCCCACCACCUGGAGUACCGAUUCCGCCAUUCAUCUCCUCUCAAGCCGUUCCCGGAGGUUUAGGAGCCUCAGCGCUGACUACAGCUGUGGGAAAUAUUAUUGUGAUUCCCGGAGGAGCAGGAACUGGAUUGACGGGUCGUGCCCAGUUCUUCCACAUCUCGCCCGAUGGCCAGGUGAUGCAGAUCGACCGUCCGCAGAAUCUGCCAGUUGAUUUGUUCGAUUCGCCCCAAAACGCUGCAGCUCCAAUUCCGGCCCCACAACCAACAUCGGCAUCCAUUUCGGGGAUCACACCACCGGCCGUCCAGGUGGCUCCCACGCAGCCUACUACCGGAGAUCUGGGAGCUCAGCAGCCCACUCUGCUUCCGGAAAACGUCGAUGAAACCAUCUUUGCGGUGGGUAAUCGGAAGGACUUUUUGCGAGGAGGGUCCGAGGCAAGUGACUGGAGAAGGAUUCUUCUAUUGGGAGAGCGACCGUCGGAUGUCCUGCUGCCGCCCAAUGGACCCUCCGUGCAACCGCACAGUCCCAACCUGGAGAGCAGCGUGGAGAGCUUCCAACGGGCUCUCGUGGAGCUGAAGGAAAAGUACGCCAAUCUCGUCCAGCCACGCAGUGCCAACCAAUAUGCGGUCUAUAUUUGAGGAAAAGAUUAUAAACUAGUUGAAUAAUAAUAAACAAAACAGUACUGAUUAUGUCUAACCGAAAA
Molecule: messenger RNA, 1122 nt
Organism: Drosophila ananassae
Lineage: Eukaryota; Metazoa; Arthropoda; Insecta; Diptera; Drosophilidae
Product: collagen alpha-1(XVIII) chain
Exons: 2
Coding region: 8-1057 (349 amino acids)
Source: RefSeq, a predicted model, not a curated record